CCGCUCCUGACCGUAACCAGAUAUAAGCAGCAGGGCCAGGCAGCAUGUGCUGAAGGACACACACGGCUAACAGACCACCAUUGCUAGAAAGCAGCAAGAAGGGGAAACUUGGUGUUGUCAGACUACGAAAGUAGAUUUACGACAAAAGAAGACUUCCGUCAAGCAACGAUGGACCAAGCAAGGUCAACAAUAUCAAAAAUAUUUAAUGGGGAACCACACUCGUACACACGGUUCAACUUGACCCAGAACAUGGAAGGCGACAACAGCCAAGUGGAGAUGAAGCUGUCGUCCGACAUGGAUGAAGAAGUUGGAGGAAAUGGAGUGGGAGCCCAUCUCGGUCAUAACGGCAACCACAAAUCUUACAUGAAUUCAAAGUUUGGACGCACGCCCAAGAACCUUUGCUUUAUGGUAGCCACCAUCCUCCUCAUCUUGAUCAUCGGGUACUUGAUUGGUUAUCUGGCCCAUGGGAAGAAAGAUUCGCCCCCCAGCUGCUCAGCAUCUGUGCAAUUUUCUGAUGCGCCUGUCAUGCAUGAGACUGGAGCCGCUCCUGUCAUGAACUGGGAUAAUGUCAAGGAUGCGCUUGCUCAGAAACUGAGUGCAUCUAACUUCAAAACCGCCUUCAGUGAUUUUUCCCAUGUGAGCCAUCGGGCUGGUUCUCCAGGUGAUGACGCCUUGGGAGACAAGGUGGUCAGGAACUUUAAAGAGUAUGGCAUGAAAACCUGGACUGAUGAGCACUUUGUUAAAGUGCAGGAUCCUCCACUUUCUGGAUACAACAAAGUUAUUUUCAAGAACGGCGUAGAGGAGCGUCAAAAUGGUUUUCUGUCCUACAGUGCCAAUGGAAGAGUGCAGAGGGCUAUCCUGUACGCCCACUAUGGACAGGAAAGUGACUUUAGAUUGCUGCGGGACAGAAACAUCAACAUGAGUGGGAGAGUUAUGUUGAUCAGAGCUGGACUGAUCAGCUUUGCAGAAAAAGUAGCCAAUGCUGCCAAAAUGAAGGCCUCUGCUGUGUUGAUCUACCAAGACCCCUCUGAUUACCCUUCUGAAGAGACCACUGAACUCUUUGGUCAUGUCCAUUUGGGUUCAGGCGAUCCCUAUACCCCUGGCUUUCCCUCCUUCAACCACACCCAGUUUCCACCUGCCCAGUCCUCAGGCCUGCCAAAUAUCUUGGCUCAAACUAUCACCACUCGCACAGCCACCAACAUUCUUAGACAACUGGAGGGUCAGAAUGUGCCGGAAGAGUGGGGAGGUUUCAACAAACUUGGUAGUGAGAGUGAUGUCAUCACUGUGGAGGUCAACAACUAUCUUACUGAGAAAAAGAUCAACAAUGUCUUCGGCGUCAUCAAGGGCUUUGUGGAUGCAGAUCGUUACGUGGUCAUUGGUGCCCAGAGGGACGCCUGGGGUCCAGGUUUUGCUGCGUCAACUGUUGGAACCAGCGUUCUGGUCGAACUGGCUCGUUCCAUCUCCAGCAUGGUAAAGAAUGAUGGAUUCAAACCAAGGAGGAGUAUUGUGUUUGCUAGCUGGAGUGCUGGAGAAUAUGGGAGCGUUGGCGCCACUGAGUGGCUGGAGGGCUAUGUAUCAUCUCUUAGUAUGAAGGCCUUCUCUUACAUCAACCUUGAUGGCAUUGUAACAGGUCACAGUGACUUUAAAGUAUCAGCAAGUCCUAUGAUGUACACUUUGAUUGAACGCACUCUCAAGGAGGUGACCCUUCAGAAUGAGGCUGUACCCCUACUCUCUCAGUUUGGAAGGGACAGCUGGCAAGCUAAUGUGCUGGAACCCCUGCAGAUGGAUAACGCUGCUUAUCCUUUCAUUGCCUUCUCUGGCAUUCCAUCUUUGUCGUUUAGGUUCGCAUCUGGUAAUUUAGGCUAUCCAUAUUUUGGCACAUUCAUGGACACCCAAGAAAAGCUGAUUUCUGUCACGUCCAACCAGCAUCUACAGCUGGCUGAAGCAGCUGCCAAAUUUGCAGGCCACAUAGCACUGAGGCUCACCCACGACCAUCUGCUGCCGAUGGACCUGUUGAAGUACAACAAGGUUAUUCGUUCUCACAUGAUUCAGAUCAACAAGAAAGUGGAUAAUGUUGAGAGGAUGCAGCCUCAUCUCGUCCCCGUCUCAAUGCAGUGGCUGUUCUCGGCCGCCGGCUCCUACAGCCGAGCUGCUCGUAACCUGAUGACCGAUAUUCAAAAUAGCGACUUGGGGGACAUUGAGAUGUGCCGCAUCUACAAUGACCGCAUCAUGUCGGUGGAGAGGAACUUCCUGUCAGCGUAUGUGUCCGCCAGAGAAUGUCCUUUCCGCCACAUCCUGCUCGGCUCUGGUCCACACACACUGAAGGGGCUGUCCGACCACCUUGACGCCCUCAGGACCGACAGCCCACCAGUGACCACAGAUGAGUUCCGAAACCAGUUUGCCUUAGCAACCUGGACACUUCAGGGCUGUGCCAACGCACUAGCAGGGGACAUUUGGCCAUAUGAUAGUGAAAUGUAAAAAGUUCUUUUCUUGUUUUUUCACAUGGUCCUGAUUGUGAAAAAGCAUAUUACGUAAAAUUGAAUAAUAAUAAUAAUAAUAAUAAUGAUAAUAAUAAUAAUACAUACCAGGUAAAAGCUGUCUCAUCUCUCUUUGAUCUUGAAUUAAAGAUGACAGGCUUUUCACCUUAACAAUUUACAAGUAUUUUCUUAAACGUUCUGCUGAAAGAAAGUUUUGCCAACGCGGUGCUUAAUGAACCACACUGAAUGACAUUGGUGCUAUUGUAUGUGCCUUCAUUGCUACUGCAAAAUCCAAACCGUAUCACACAAAUGCCAGUACUUUAACUUGCAGACUUGCAAAACCCAAAUGGGCAUUAUGUCUCGAUCAAGUCAUUGUUUUGCAUCUGCUUUAAUCACACAACUCUAAGCACAAAGGACGUAGAACACCUCUACAAUAAUUUGCAAUAUAUUGAAUGGGAUAGAUAACAGCUACAAUAGAUUAGGAACAGGUAGGCACCAUAUGAUCGAUGUGCUGCACGGAUGAUAUGAGAAAAAGUCCAAUGAGAAAAAAUGCCAAAAUCAAAAAAAUUACGAAGCACUGAAACAGGAAACUAUUUAUUGUAUUAUUUAUUUAUCAGUGGCAGGGCUCACUAUAAAUAGUUUUUUAUAUGACCUUUUAUAGAAAAUGUAUAAUUAUCGGGAGCAGUGCCUUCCAUAAUUAUGACAGUUAUACUGUCGAAAUGACAAAAGCAGCAUCUGCUAAAAGAAGCGUACAUGCACCGAGCGCAGUUUUACGCUGGAGUCGAGUCGCUCAUCAGAGCUCACGUGCUGAUGUACGCUUCCCAUCUUGACAGCAUUAUCGGAAGCAGUGUCUUCCAUAAUGUGGAAACGAAGAAGGUAGUUUUUGCCUACCGACGUGUGUCUGUAUCGGAGGCAGUGCCCUCCAUAUUUCACUGUACGGGGUGGAUUUUUAUAUUAUCGGGAGCAGUGUUUCCCAUAAUUUUUGUAUAUACAUUAGCUCUACUUUCCUAGUUGAUGUACUUUCUUCCAACAUCCAAUAAAGGCUGCAGUUUCUGCUCACAGUUAUCAAAAUCGUUUUUUUUAUAGGCAUUUUUCUUUGUUUCAAAUCAAACAUUGAUAGUAUGUUGAUAUGGAUACACUCCUGAUCAAAAUUCCAAGACCAGUUGAAAAUUUGCAAGAAUUGACAUUUUGCACUGUUUGAUCAUAAGGAGGCUCUAAGUAGAGCUUCAAAACGCAAAAAGACAAAACAAAUGAGUGAGCAAACAAGCAUUGAAGUGAAAUAGGCUGUUCAUCAGCUGGUCAAAACUUUAAGUGGACAGCCUUUAAAAGGAAAAAUCUUGGCAAAAAUGCAAAUUCAAUGUCGUUUUCUGUCAGGUAUUCAAACUGUCAUGAUCUCUAGAUGGCAAGGGCAAAAAAAGCUUUUUUUUCUUUCAAUGUUCGGAUUGUUGAGCUUGCAUAAGCAAGGCCUCUUGCAGCGCUCCAUUGCUGCUGAGGUUGGACGCAGAAAGGCAGUCAUUUGAAACUUCUAAGAUCCUGAGGGUAAUGGAACGAAAAAGUCAAGCGGUAGACCCAAAAAAAUGUCUGAGCCGAAGGAUCCCAUUGGCAAGACACGGGACCAUCCUCGGCACAAAUGAAGUGUCGAGUGCAGUCCGAUAACCAUCAGACGGCAUCUGUGAGAGAAGUGUUUUAACAAAAAAAAGUCUUAAAAGGCCUCGUCUCCUUCAACGCCACAAAAUUGCCCAAUACACAACAUGGGACAUUGAAAGGUGGAAGAAAGUUUUAUUCUCUGACGAGGAAAAAGUUUAACCUUGAUGGUCCUGAUGGCUUCCAACGUUACCGGCAUGACAAGGAGAUCCUACCUGAGAUGUUUUCCACGCGGCACAGUGGAGGGGGUGCCAUCAUGAUCUGGGGUGCUUUUUCCGUCAAUGGAACAAUGGAGCUUCAGGUUGUGCAGGAGUGUCAAUUUUUCAACUGGUCUUAAAAUUACGAUCAGAAGUUUAUGUAAUUGAUCUAUAGGAUCGCAGUAACAUUUGUGUUUCCUUCCUUUUGGGUGUGUUAAGAAGGUCACAUGUGCCUUUUGUUUCAUGACUGCAUUGCCGCUUCCACCAGCGCUGAAAGGGUUAAGUCUAAGGGUAGCGAAUUAGGCUUGUAUUAGUUUGUACAUUUCUGUAUGCAUGUCCUCGGGUGGGCGUUUAUGACUGUUCCGCCACAAUCAAAAGUUACUGACCCAAAAGCUGGCCUUGCCAUCACACAUUUUCCUCAGUAAGUUAAGCUACCAAUCAAAAGAGAUGAAGUGAAAUGAUUUAUGUGUCAUUUAUGUACUAAACAAAUCAUGUUGCACGUUUUGCUUCAUUUAAGUAGAGCAAAAUUGUGUCAUUAUUUUGGCUCAGUAGCCUUACAUUGAUGUGGCGUUCUGGGCUGAAGGUGGCAAAUCAGUGUAUCUCCUCCAAAUGUUUGUGUGCCAUGUUACACUUCUGUUUCUGCAAUAAACAAUCACCUCACAA
Molecule: messenger RNA, 4981 nt
Organism: Dunckerocampus dactyliophorus (ringed pipefish)
Lineage: Eukaryota; Metazoa; Chordata; Actinopteri; Syngnathiformes; Syngnathidae
Gene: tfr1a
Product: transferrin receptor 1a
Exons: 18
Coding region: 169-2478 (769 amino acids)
Biological process (GO): intracellular iron ion homeostasis; iron ion transport
Cellular component (GO): external side of plasma membrane
Source: RefSeq, a predicted model, not a curated record